CCAAUGCUGCGGCGCUGAGAGCCGUGCCUGCUGGAGCAGGGCAGAGAGGAGCGUUUCUCUGAGGGAGAAGUUGGCUGGAGGUGCUGAAGAUGGCGGAUGGAGACAGCGGGAGCGAGCGCGGGGGCCUCCAGCACUUCCAGCGGGAGCAGGAGACCCAGGAGCUGGCGUCCAAGCGCCUGGACAUCCAGAACAAGCGCUUCUACCUGGAUGUCAAGCAGAACGCGAAGGGCCGCUUCAUUAAGAUAGCGGAGGUGGGCGCGGGGGGCUCCAAGAGCCGCCUGACUCUUUCCAUGUCCGUGGCGGCCGAGUUCCGCGACUACCUCGGGGAUUUCAUCGAGCAUUACGCCCAGCUGGGGCCGAGCAGCCCGGAGCAGAUCGCGCAGUCGUCCGCCGGCGAUGACGGAGGCCCGCGGCGGGCGUUGAAGAGCGAGUUCUUGGUACGCGAGAACCGCAAAUACUACCUCGACUUGAAGGAGAACCAGCGCGGGAGGUUCCUGCGCAUCCGCCAGACCGUCAACCGAGGUCCCGGCUUCGGCGGAGGCGGAGGAGGGGCCGGUCCCGGCGGCAGCGUGCAGACCGGCCAAACCAUCGCGCUGCCGGCGCAGGGCUUGAUCGAGUUCCGAGACGCGCUCGCCAAGCUCAUCGACGACUACGGCGGGGAGGACGAGGAGCUUAGUGGGGGGCCCGGGGCCGCGGGGGGCUACGGCGAGCUCCCCGAGGGCACCUCCAUCAUGGUGGACUCCAAGAGGUUCUUCUUCGACGUGGGCUCCAACAAGUACGGCGUGUUCCUGAGGGUCAGCGAGGUCAAGCCCAGUUACAGGAACUCCAUCACCAUCCCCUUCAAGGCCUGGGGGAAGUUCGGAGGAGCCUUCUGCCGCUACGCCGAGGAGAUGAAGGAGAUCCAGGAGAGACAACGGGAUAAGAUGUACGAGAGGAGAGAGGAGUCCGAGGGCGAGGACGUGGAUGACGACUGACCCCAGGAGAUGUGUGAAACAAUAAGUGCAUGAACUGAACUCAAAUAGCCUACUAAAAUAGUCAUCGGACAGAAAAAUAGAUCUGUGAAGUUUCUAUGUGGUGAGGGUUUGGAGGAUGUCCAAAGGAUGUCUCAUGGGGUUUGAUUUAUUCCUGAUGCUGCCCUGUCCUGUGAAACCAGCAAGUUUAAUUGUCUUAGCUCACAAUUAAACUUUUGUUACAUCAACGCCAAGGCUGCUGAAUUUCCAAAGCGGCACGUAUAUGAUAAAACCAGGCUAUAUAUAUAAACUAUAUAUAGCGUCACUGGUCUUCAUGGUGUGUUUCCUACCAAGGCAGCAUGGGACUUUCUAAACGUAUAUCAGAAGUUUUGUUCCCAGAUUAUUUUUCCCCUUUUAUAGACAGAUGUUCCCUAAGAUGUUCCCUUUUUUGUUCUUGCAUCAACAUGACUUUUAUGGUUUGGCCAAUUUGAUUGAGCAUUGAAAAGUUUUAAAUUCAGAUUUGGAGCAUUUUGACCCCCUGGUUUUGAGUUUGUGUCUCGGCUGUUCAUGGCGAGACUUUUUAAAGUCAUAAUCUGACUUUAUUACAGGCAUUAUUGAUGAAAAUGGUUGCUUUGCGCACAUCCUUCCACCGGUGCUAUAAAGUGAUGGUGAUAUAUUUUGGUUUUGGGGUCAACAUACAAAAAGCUCAGUCUUUUUCCGACUUGGGUCCAAGUCCCCUCUGAAUAUUUAAGGACAGAUUGCUUAAGUCAAUAGAUGCGUGAUAUUAGUUAAUAUAAAGGACAGAGCUACGUGGGCGAGUGUAUUUUCACCCCGUCCCCUUUUGCGUUGUCUUUUUUUUUAUUUUUUAUGUGAGAUUGUUCUUUAUCAGAGAAUACGAAAACAAACCAGCAUAUUUUUGAAUACACAAAGUAAAAAUUAUAUAUAAACUGCAGAAUAAUUAAAGCUCAAGAAGCUAAUUUUGUAAAAAAGAGAAAUAAGCUGGGAUUGGAAGACUGUCCAGUGUAUUUGUUUUGUGAAAGACUAGAUUAGCCUUGCGAAACGUCACCCUCCCAAGCUCCUCCCACAACCUUUUUGCGUUUACUGCACUUCAUUACGUUUUCUUUCUACGCGAUUAAUAUCAAAUGUCUUUCCAGUGGUCUCGUGCGUCCAUUUCUGUGCAUGCCCGUCCCGCAUUUGCCUUUUUAUUUAAUUUAUUGCUUUCUCUUGCGUAGUAUCUGCAGCUAUAUUAAUGCGAGAUUUUUGUUUAGCCUUUCACCAAAAAUAUUAUAAAAAUAACCAAGUAGACCAGUGGGUUAUGAUGGAGAAAGAUUGUUAACGACGUCAAACACAUUUCAUCCAUGCACUUUAGCAAAAACACAAAAUGCGAUAUGCUUGCAUCCACGGCGAAGAAUUGAACAACCUUUUCUUUUUUUUAAUUUGGGAGCAACAGAAUUUUGUGCUGAUUUGUAAAGCCUCCUUUGACCUGUUUCGUGUUAAAUGGCAGCUGUCGAAGUCAUGUGUACUGCUGUGAUCCUUCCUAAAACGCAAGACGGACGAAUUGCAUCCCGUGUUAUGAAAUAUUUUCACACACUCUUAUCUGUUGGCCGCAGAAUUGUUAACGGAUGCCAAUCUCUGCGCUCGUUCUCUGUACUUCCAUGAUUGCAGCAGCUGUUUCUCCUCAACAGCGCGCUGACUUAGCAGGCCAGCUAUUUUAAUGCGAGAAGCAUGAACAGAGUGAGCAUUCCUGCCCUGGCGGCCGUGGAUUGAGCUGUGCAGUUUGCUCUGUAGUGCGGCGAGGCACAAGGGCCCGAUUGUUGAGUCGUUUGCACGCCACUGCAAAUGUUAUUACAUCAGCAGAUCGUAUAGUGGAGAAAAACCCGUCGUUUGACGUUGUAACAUACAGCAUUGAGUGUUUUCUGUGCAACCUUAAAAAACAGGCCCCGAUUUGGCAGCCGAGCCUAAACGGCAAUAGAAAGCGUGACACAGCAGCUGUUGGCAGGACAUUCUUGCGUUUCCCCCCCCUCCUCAGCUGCUGUUCGGGUUGCUCCGCUAAACUGAGCAUUUGUAGACGGGAGGCACCAUUCGGGACUCGAGAGGGGGCUCAGUUGGCUUUACAACACGACUCACUGCUCGCUUUAGGAAGGAGAUUUGCCAUGUUUUUAGUACUUUGUGGUUACGCUGGCGUGUCUAAAUCAGCAGCGUUUGUGCAUUCAUUUUGAUUGCAUGUCCCAUCAGUACUAAUAGUGAAUGUGUCAUGUGGAAAAACUGAGACUAAUUGUUUCAAACAUGCAAAUGACAACAAAAAGCCAUUUGAAAGCAUUUUUUCUUCACUUUGAGGGACAGAUGCAUUAAAACCCUCUAGGCUGCUAAGCUUCAAAGUGGAGUUGAAUAUCGCAGCACUUUUUUUCGUUCGUUUAAAAUACGGAAUCGGGCACAAAUCUUUCGCAGAACACCAGAAAUGGACUUUCUUU
Molecule: messenger RNA, 3421 nt
Organism: Sinocyclocheilus rhinocerous
Lineage: Eukaryota; Metazoa; Chordata; Actinopteri; Cypriniformes; Cyprinidae
Product: transcriptional activator protein Pur-beta-like
Exons: 1
Coding region: 90-974 (294 amino acids)
Biological process (GO): regulation of transcription by RNA polymerase II
Cellular component (GO): nucleus
Molecular function (GO): purine-rich negative regulatory element binding; RNA polymerase II transcription regulatory region sequence-specific DNA binding; DNA-binding transcription factor activity, RNA polymerase II-specific
Source: RefSeq, a predicted model, not a curated record